Molecule: messenger RNA, 3624 nt
Organism: Mesorhabditis spiculigera
Lineage: Eukaryota; Metazoa; Nematoda; Chromadorea; Rhabditida; Rhabditidae
Source: the annotation of a GenBank genome assembly
AUGGCGCAAAACAGCAUCUACCAGCUGAUGAUCCAAAUCAUCUUCUCGAUCGUUUUAUCUGUUGGUUCCGUCUCGGUGCUCUUAUUUUUGACGAUACUAAUCUACGGCUGGCACAAGUUCAGAGAAACGCCAUUCUAUCAAAUAGUGCUCGCCCUAGCCGUUGUGGACUGUAUUCAUAUAAUUCUGCAAUGGGUUCAAAUCUAUCCGAGCUUAUUUGCCGACACCGAUAGUAUACCGUUCUAUCAGUGGCUAGCGGCUUCAUUUAUUGGGAUCUACGGGCUCGAUUCAACGGACCAGGCGCUUUUCAUCUUGGUCACCCUGAUCACGCUGAAUCGAUUUGCUGUGUUUAUUGCUCACCGGAUGCAAGUGAUCUUCACAAAGCGUAUCAUGCCGAUCACAAUCACGAUCUCACUACUACUCCUCCCGGCAUUGAUCGCGCUUCGUGCGGCUUCCGGCAUGAGCAAGCAGUUCGACCGCACCCAGAUGAUGUACACGGAUUCUGGGCCGGCCAAUCGGACGCUGGGCAGCUCGGUGACGGAGAUUAUUCAAUACGGGGUGCCCGUCAUUAAUCUGGUGCUUUAUGUGAUGAUCUACUACACAAUUAAGAACCAGAGAUUCGUCAACAUGGUCCAAAGCAGCAUCUACCAGUUGCUGAUCGAGAUAAUCUUCUCAAUCGUUUUAUCGAUCGGUUCCGUCUCGGUGAUAUUAUUCCUGACGAUACUUAUUUAUGGCUGGCACAAGUUUCGAGACACACCAUUUUAUCAAAUAGUGCUAGCUUUGGCGAUUGUCGAUUGUAUUCAUAUAAUCCUGCAAUGGGUCCAGAUUUAUCCGAGUCUAUUUGCCGACACCGACAACGCGAAACGCCUGAUCGGCCGCAAGUUCAACGACACGGCCGUGCAGUCGGACAUGAAGCACUGGCCGUUCAAGGUCACCAAGGGCGAGGCCGACAAGCCGAAGCUGAACGUCGAGUUCAAGGGCGAGCAGAAGAGCUUCAGCCCCGAGGAGAUCUCGUCGAUGGUGCUGACCAAGAUGAAGGACUUUGACAACCGGAUGGUCAACCACUUUGUCGAGGAGUUCAAGCGCAAGAACAAGAGGGACCUCACUACCAAUCCGCGAGCCCUCCGACGUCUCCGAACUGCUUGCGAACGCGCCAAGCGCACGCUGUCCUCAUCCACCCAGGCGUCCAUCGAGAUCGACUCCCUCUAUGAGGGCAUCGACUUCUACACCAACAUCACCAGGGCGCGCUUCGAGGAGCUGUGCGCGGAUCUGUUCCGCUCGACGAUGGACCCCGUGGAGAAGUCGUUGCGCGAUGCCAAGAUGGACAAGUCACAGAUCCACGAAAUCGUCUUGGUCGGAGGGUCGACGCGAAUCCCGAAGGUGCAGAAGCUUCUCUCCGAUUUCUUCUCCGGGAAGGAGUUGAACAAGUCGAUCAACCCGGAUGAGGCUGUGGCUUAUGGAGCUGCUGUUCAGGCCGCCAUCCUGUCCGGCGACAAAGAUGAGACCGUCCAGAGCCUGUUGCUCAUCGACGUCGCCCCCCUGUCGCUCGGAAUCGAGACCGCCGGUGGAGUGAUGACGCCGCUGAUCAAGAGAAACGCCACCAUCCCCACCAAGGCCACCCAGACGUUCACCACCUAUGCCGACAACCAGCCCGGCGUGUUGAUUCAGGUCUUCGAAGGUGAGCGCGCCAUGACCAAGGACAACAACCACCUCGGCAAGUUCGAGCUGUCCGGCAUUCCGCCGGCUCCUCGGGGCGUGCCCCAAAUCGAAGUCACCUUCGACAUCGAUGCGAAUGGAAUUCUCAACGUCACCGCCGCCGACAAGUCGACCGGCAAGCAGAACAAGAUCACGAUCACGAACGAUAAGGGACGAUUGUCAAAGGAAGAAAUCGACCGCCUCGUCCAAGAAGCCGAAAAGUACAAGGACGAGGACGACAAGCAGAAGGAGCGCAUCGCCGCCAAGAACAACCUCGAGGCGUACGCCUUCAACUUGAAGCAGACGAUCAACGAUGAUGCGACAAAAUCGAAGCUCUCCGCCGACGACCUGCAGCAAAUCCAGACGAAAUGCGAGGAGACGCUCCGCUGGCUCGACUCGAACCAGACGGCCGAGCAGCACGAGUUCGAGGAGAUGCAGAAGGAGCUCGAGCACGUCGCCAACCCCAUCAUCUCCAAGAUGUACCAGCAGGCUGGUCCUCAGCAAGGAGUAAAAUGCUCCGAAGCGGAAGAACGGUUGAUGAUGGACGUUUUCCGGGGGUAUAAUAAUUUAGUUCUGCCAGUCCGAAACCUCACCCAGCUUCCGAUAGUCGUCAAUGUCGCCAUGCAGUUACAAUUGUUGAUCAAUGUGGAUGAGAAGGAGCAAAUUAUGCACACCAACGUCUGGGUGACGAUGAAAUGGACCGACUUCCAGAUGAAGUGGAACCCGGCAGAUUACGGGGAUAUUCAGACCAUUAGGGUAUCGCCUGAUAAAGUCUGGAUCCCAGACGUUGUCCUUUUCAACAACGCCGACGGCCACUUCGAGGUAUCUUUUAUGUGCAACGUGGUCAUCGAAAACAACGGCUCGAUGUUGUGGGUACCGCCAGCCAUCUACAAGAGCUCCUGUAUUAUAGACGUCGAAUACUUCCCCUUCGACGAACAGAUCUGCUACAUGCGCUUCGGGUCUUGGACGUACAAUGCUCAAGAGGUUGUGCUCGAUUUUGUCUCCAUCCCUGGGGCUGAUCUCUCAGUGUACCUCAACUCUUCCAUCUGGGACAUUGCGGAUGCGCCAGCCACUCUCGUGAAAAAUCGUAGUCAGAUCGAGUUCCAGAUCCGGAUACGAAGAAAAACCCUCUUCUACACUGUGGUGCUGAUCAUCCCCACGGUCCUGAUGGCCUUCCUGUCGAUGGCCGUCUUCUUCUUGCCAACUGAUUCAACCGAAAAGAUGACGUUGACCAUCUCCGUGCUGCUGUCCAUCGUCGUGUUCCUGUUGCUCGUCUCCAAGAUUUUGCCACCGACCUCCAGCACGAUCCCGUUGAUGGCGAAAUACCUCCUGCUCACCUUCGUCCUGAACGUCAUCACCAUUUUGGUGACGGUGAUCAUCAUCAACGUGUAUUUCCGGGGCCCUCACACCCAUCGGAUGCCCUUUUGGGUCCGCUGGUUCUUCAUGGAGAUUCUACCCCACUUCAUCUGCAUGAAGCCACCGAAGACGUUGAAAAAGCAUGAGAAGAAAACCAAGUUCAACACAGCCCUCGCCGGUAUCGGGCAGUUCACGAUGAACACAGCCGCCCACCAUCCGUACUGUGCGAACGCCAGUUUGAGCACUCGCAUCCUCGCCACCACCAACGACGCGAUUCCGCGGGACCCGCAAACGGCGAUGUUCUACCCCCUGACGCCGGAGGCGAUUAAGGCGAUCGACGCCAUCGAGUACAUCACGGAACAUUUGAAGGACGAAGAGGAGAAUAAAGUUCACCGUGAUGAUUGGCGUUUUGUGGCGAUCGUUCUGGACCGGUUGAUGCUGUACAUAUUUUUUGGGAUCACCUUCGGCGGGACGAUCGGCAUCCUGUUUUCGGCGCCCAACGUCUUUGACGUGGUUAACCAGCAGGCCGUUGUCGCGCGCUAUAACCCGAACAACUACAAGGACCGAUCGUUUGUA